AUGCCGAUGGACGACUGCAAGAAAUGCCUUCCAUACACGGAGCACUCCCCAGACACAAGCGCCAAGCGCACAGACGCGCCGGGCGGCUCGUCCUCUGCGCCGACACCGAAGCGACAACGAUCCCAAACCGAGCCCGUAUACAUCGACUUGACGACAAGCAGCGAAGCCGGUGGCCAGCCUCAAGCCGCAUCCGGCCAUCAACCGCAAGUCGAUCCCGGGUCUUCCGCCAACCCGUCCCAAAUGUCAAUCGAACACCAGGUGGAGCGUCUGAUUGAAGGAUACAUUAAGGGCGUUCCCCGCCAAGUUUACGGCAAAAAGGGAAAGUACUAUGUAGUUUGGAAUGGACUCAAAUGUGGCAUAUUUACAAACUGGCCCGAGGUCCAGGGAUCUGUCAAAGGAUUCUCGGGCCAAGGGUUUAAGGACGGCAUUAUCCACACCAGUACCAAGGAGUUCGAUCAUGCCGUGGCCCUUCUUCGCAAUGGGCUUAAGCAAAAGCUCGAGAUGCAUAAUGCAGCGCAUCGUCCUCAGCAGUCACUCCGAGAGCAACCUCAAGCCACACAUCAACGCACGCCUCAACACACCCCUGCCGCCUCCAACAGCGCCGCCGCAAACCCCGUCGCUACCACUGCAGUCGCGGGAGAGCCUCAAAGUGGCAAAUUGGAGCCCGUACCAGACCCUCGAGAGCCUCCUCUUUGCAAGGAACAGCAAGGGGCAAUGGACCUCGCCAUGGCUGGUCACAACCUGUUCAUCACUGGCUCCGGCGGAUGCGGCAAAUCCGUCCUCGUCAAAGCUCUUCAGAAUAGUUUCAAGGCCUCGAGGAAAACAGUCCACCUAAUCGCGCCUACUGGCCUCGCUGCUCUCAAUAUCAAUGGCAGGACGGCGUUCAAUUACGCUGGUUGGGUGCCUGACAAUAUGAGGAAGACCUUUGACUUCAUCAAAAAAAAGUCAAGAGGCGACCGCAUCUUUAAGCGUUUCCGCAUAACGGAUGUACUCAUUAUUGAUGAGAUCAGCAUGGUUGAGAACCGAUUUUUUCAACGACUGGGUGACAUUAUGAGACAUGUCCGAGGCAUAUCUGCAAAACCAAGACCUGGAGAAGUACAGGUUCGAGAAGAAGACCAGAUCAAAGGGGAUGUUGGGGGCGCAUUUGGGGGUGUUCAAAUUAUUGUGGUUGGCGACUUUUGCCAGUUACCACCUGUCAGACCUUUCCAGCACUGCACGGACUGUGAAAGAGAGAUGGCGCGGGAUAAGUCGGAGACGACGACUUUAUACUCCUGUCCUCGAGGGCACCAGAACUUUCAGGAUAACGACAAAUGGGCAUUCAAAUCUGUCGAGUGGAAAAGAUGCAGGUUCAAGUACGUGCAUCUGAAGAUGAUCCAUCGCCAGAAGGAUGAAGAGUUUGUCGGUAUCCUGCAAAAGUGUCGCUUAGGCAAGAUCCUCGAUAAGAGCGACAUCACCACCCUUCUCGAACAUUGCACUGAAGUCGAGAACGGGACUCGAUUAUACAGCCUUCGAUACCAAGUCGACGCGCGCAAUGCAGCGGAACUUCGAAGGCUGCCCGGCAAGUCAAUAAACUAUCGGUGCCUCGAUGGAUAUAAGCCCGAGACAUAUGAUGUGGAUGAUAGGUUUGAUCCUACAAUAUCAAUGUUUACAAUACCAGAGAGCGCGUCCAACUUCCUCAAAGACCACCGUUAUGCUAGCCGCUUAGAGCUCAAGAUUAACAUGCCUGUCAUUCUACUCGCAAACUUAGACCUAGUCGCAAAGCUUUGCAACGGCAGUCAAGGCAUCAUUCGUGACUUUUGGCCGCGUGUUAAGCUCGAUCCGCCUGCUGAGCCACAGGGACAUAAUUACGAAGGAGACCCUGAAGGGUAUCGCCGCGCCAUGGAAAGAUAUCGCCAAACAAAAUAUUUUCUGGAAGCGAGCAACGCGCCUGUCAUGUUUCCCGAGGUCGAGUUCAGCGAUGGCACACGCCGCGUCAUCGGCCCAGAUUGCACUGUCAACGAGAUAGGUGACAAAGGCCCCAGAUUUUAUUCCAUGUUGUCGAGGGUGCAGAUACCUCUCGCUCCAGGGUGGGCCAUGACCAUCCACAAGAGCCAGGGCAUGACACUGGAUCGCGUAAUCGUAGAUCUGGGCUCCGUCUUUGAAAAGGGACAGGCCUAUGUAGCGAUGAGUCGCGCCCGGUCUCUGAAGGGGCUGAAAAUAGAGAAUACCACCAGAGAUGGGCUUCAGCAGGGGCUUCAGCUUGACCCGGAGGUGCGGGAUUUCAUGGAGAAGCUUGACGGUAUAGGGAAGGCGGAGUAG
This is a messenger RNA of Colletotrichum orchidophilum, 2298 nucleotides long. RefSeq names its product ATP-dependent DNA helicase PIF1. Gene Ontology annotation, molecular function: ATP binding; ATP hydrolysis activity; DNA helicase activity. The transcript has 8 exons. Gene Ontology annotation, biological process: DNA repair; telomere maintenance. NCBI's taxonomy places the organism in Eukaryota, Fungi, Ascomycota, Sordariomycetes, Glomerellales, Glomerellaceae. The record is from RefSeq and is a predicted model, not a curated record. The coding region runs from base 1 to 2298 and encodes 765 amino acids.